Messenger RNA from Trichoderma asperellum CBS 433.97, 852 nucleotides. Lineage: Eukaryota; Fungi; Ascomycota; Sordariomycetes; Hypocreales; Hypocreaceae. The record is from RefSeq and is a predicted model, not a curated record.
UGAUCGACUUCCAAGUGACUGAUGCACAAGUCAAUGACUAACAACUGUACUUUUAGGCUGUUAACUACGGAGCUAAAGGCGCCGAGCAAUAUGCAUUGGCUGGCGACGUGGGCGCUGAGUCUUCAGACUCAUCUGAAGACUUUGACGUCACAAAUGCUCCUGAAGACUCUGAUGAGGAUAUAGACCCAUCAACAAAAGCUGAGCGAGAAGCCGAAAUUUUAUCGAUGCGACAAAUCGAUUCCAAAAAGAGCCGAGGCCUUGCCUCUUAUCAAGAGCAGCAAGCUGACCCUAAACAAAGGCAUAGCCUCCCACUUAUGGGUGUACCACCAGGGGCACCAACGCCUGGGGUGCCUCCGCAAACGGGACCUCGUAAGAGAGGCAGACCCCGAAAGUCACUUGUCGACCCCUACGGCAAUGUUAUGACUACCAAUAAAGGCCCUCAAGCCCGAUCACAAACAACUGAACAGCCAAUUACCCCUGCUUUAGCAUAUAAAACAGGCUACGGCAAUGGCAAUGAAGUUUUAAGCGGUGAGGCAAGACGCCAACAAACUCGCGAACACUAUGAGCAGUAUAUCGCUUAUCGCGGUCGAGCACCCCCCAUUCAAGCGCAAGCGCAAGCGCAGACUGGAUUCGAGUAUGUCUCUCGCCUUACCUCCGAAGCGCAAGUCCGUGUAGCGUUGGAUUACGUUGCACAUGCCCAGGGAAAUGUGUCAAUGAAAGAGCGACACAUUGCUGCCCUGUUUCACAGAUUAGAACAAGUGCGGAUACAAAGCGGCAUUUCGCAGAGUUGAAAUGCUCACUCACCGCCAGUAAGCAUGAGAAAAGAGAGAAUGAUAAUGACGGUAAUGUUUU